Molecule: messenger RNA, 820 nt
Organism: Panthera uncia (snow leopard)
Lineage: Eukaryota; Metazoa; Chordata; Mammalia; Carnivora; Felidae
Exons: 3
Coding region: 1-774 (257 amino acids)
Source: RefSeq, a predicted model, not a curated record
AUGGUCUCUCGGAGGGCCUGGCAGCGAAGGAACAGAAAGGGUCUAGGAGUUCAUCAAAAAACGGACCGAGAGCCGGGCUUCGGUGGGGUUCGGGAAAAGCCGGAGAGGGCGAGAACGCGGACGCCGGACGGAGAUGCCGACGGCAGCGCGGCUUCCGCGCGCGCCAGGCCGCCCGGUUUAAAUCUCCCGCCUCCCGCAGCCGGAGCCCGACACCUCCACGCACGGGUGCGGAGGGGCACGGGCUGCGGGAGUGGCCCGGUGGCGUCGCGGGGCUCGCGGGUGGCGGCGGCGGGAACGGGUGCUGUGACGGACCUCCGCGCAGUUAAGCGCGACCCGAGCUGGCGGAGGACCGGCGCGUCGCGGUUCCAGCGUCGCGGUGAGAGCCUGCGGCCUCCCAGUGGCGGUCAGGCCGCGCCCUCUCCGGGCCUGGCGGGCCGGAGGCCAAACCCUCGUUUCCGUGGCGACGCCCUGAGGUGGAAGCGCGGCGGGAGGCGCCUGCCACGCGCGCACGCUGUCUCUCGAGGCCUCGCCGGCCCCUGCGGCCUCCCCCUGGGACGAAGUCCUGGUCCGCGCUCCUCCGGGCAGAACCCGCAAGGAGUGGUUUCUGGCGAGGCUGGGUCCUCUCCGGACGAGAGGAGCUUUCCUUCACGCCGCCCCGGUAGCGAACGUGCGCACCAGCCUGAGGCUUAUUUGGGUGAUUUCUCUGGAAGGUGGAGAUCGCUUCCAUUAGAGGCCAGAUCUUCUGUGUUGUCCAACUGCUGUGUUGGACUGUAGCCCAAGUCCAGCACCGCCUUGGUUCAAUUUCUUCAACUCGCAUUGA